This is a messenger RNA of Propithecus coquereli (Coquerel's sifaka), 1346 nucleotides long. RefSeq names its product F-box and leucine-rich repeat protein 8 (gene FBXL8). Bases 21 to 1145 code for a protein of 374 amino acids. Gene Ontology annotation, cellular component: SCF ubiquitin ligase complex. The record is from RefSeq and is a predicted model, not a curated record. Gene Ontology annotation, molecular function: protein binding. Gene Ontology annotation, biological process: positive regulation of protein ubiquitination; SCF-dependent proteasomal ubiquitin-dependent protein catabolic process. The transcript is spliced from 2 exons. Lineage: Eukaryota; Metazoa; Chordata; Mammalia; Primates; Indriidae.
GCCCCCACCCAAGCUGGGCUAUGGCCGAGCCUAGAGGGCAACUGCCAGAGGAGAUGCUAGUGUUCAUCUUUCAGUACCUGCCCCUGAGGGACCGUGCUGCUGCCGCCAGGGUCUGCAGGGCCUGGGCCGCGGCUGCCACCUGCAGCGCUGUGUGGCAGGACACCAACAUCAGUUGCGACUGUGAGAGGGAAGAUAUGCUGCCGCCACAUAUGUCCGACUGCCUGGACCAUGUUCACAACCUGCGGCUGGAAUUUGAACCAUCCAGGAAGGCAAGUCGCCAGACGGCCACCGAGCUGCUGAUGACGCUGGCGAGCCGUGCCCCGGGUCUGCGAGGCCUGAGCCUGCAGUGCCGCGGAGAAAAGCCGCUCUUCGACGCCGGCCGUGACGUCCUGGAUGCUGUGCAUGCCGUCUGCGGGGCAGCCCGCCAGCUGCGCCACCUCGACCUGCGGCGCUUGCCCUUCACACUGGACGACGCGCUGGUGCUGCAGGCAGCUCGCAACUGCCCUGAGCUCCACAGCCUUUUUCUGGACAACGGUACGCUGGUUGGCAGCGUGGGACCCGGCUCGGUGCUCAAGCUACUGGAGGCCUGCCCGCGCCUGCGCGCCCUCGGCCUGCACCUAGCCAGUAUGUCGCGCGCCGCCCUGGAGGUGCUGGCCGCGCCAGACCGCGCGCCUUUGGUGCUCCUGGCCCUGAGGUGCGCGUGCCCUGAAGAUGCACGCGCGUCCCCUCUGCCCAACGAAGCCUGGACCGAGUUGCGCCGCCGCCACCCUGGCCUGGCCGUGGAGCUGGAGCUGGAGCCUGCGCUGCCAGACGAAAGCGUGACGCGCGUCCUGCAGCCAGCAGUGCCGGUGGCUGCGCUGCGCCUCAAUGUGUCCGGCGACACCGUAGGCCCAGUUCGCUUCGCGGCGCGCCACUAUGCCACAACCCUGCGCGCUCUCGAGGUGCGCGCCGCCGCUUCCGCGGAGCUGGACGCCGCGCUGGAGGAGCUGGCGGCGCGCUGCGCGGGCCUGCGUGAGGUACACUGCUUCUGCGUGGUGAGACCCUCGGUGCGGGACGCUUUCCGCGCGCACUGCCCGCGCCUGCGCACCUACACGCUCAAACUGACGCGCGAGCCCCAUCCCUGGCGGCCCACGCUCGUGGCGUGAUCGGGCAGCCCCUCCCCUCCCCCGCAGACGUGAGGCCUCUGAGAUGCGAGAUGGGGGUGCCGAGGCCGCCCCAUCUGCUAGCCCCUUUCUUCGGGAUUGUUGGCUCCUGUGCCUCUCCGGGAUUGGGAACUGUGGGAUGGCGUCGGGACCACUUCCGGGCGCCCUGAGUCCACUGGAUAUUCGCAGCCUCUACAGACCCCC